CGCCGAAUAAUCCUCUAUUCAACCCCAUUUCUUCUUCCGCUGCUCCUCGCCUGUCCCGGUUUUCGCUUCUCACGGCGCGGCUACAACGAUGGUGCUCCAGGCACAGAGCUUUAAUACGUUGAUGCAUCUCUCCAGCUACCCAAACGCCGGUAGCUGUCCGAUGGAGACUAGAACUUUUGUUUCUGUCGGAAGCUGUAAUAAAGAAUCGCCGUUGAGAUUGUCUGUAUCGGUAUCAGCAUUUUCAAAUCGUUCGACGAUUAGGCUACGUUGCAUUAAGCCGGAUUCCGAGGGGAAGACUGUGUCCGGUUCGACUGAGGCGGGAGACGGUGAUUUUGGGGGAGAAGCGAAGAUUUUGGAUAUUGGAGCAGGAGAUCAACCGAGGAUUGGCGGGGGUGGGGGCGAGAAUGGAGGCGGUGAUGAUGGUAGUGGUGGUGGUGGAGGGGAAGGUGGCGGCGAUGAUGAAAAUGAGUACGAGGAGAAAGAGUUUGGACCGCUUUUGAAGUUUGAAGAGGUAAUGAAAGAAGCAGAAGGAAGAGGAGUCACGCUGCCUGCAGAUAUGAUGGAGGCAGCAAAAAGCACUGGGAUCCGGGAAUUGUUCCUCAGUCGUUACUUGGAGUUGCAGGGGUCAGUUUGGCCGCUAGGCUUUUUAAUGAAAUACUGCUCUAUGCUUCGAAACCGAAUGCUGGCAGAUCCUUCAUUUCUUUUUAAAGUUGGAACAGAGAUAGUAAUUGAUUCCUGUUGUGCAACCUUUGCGGAAGUACAGAAAAGGGGAAAGGAUUUCUGGUCUGAGUUUGAGUUGUACCUUGCUGAUCUUUUGGUUGGUGUGGUGGUUGACAUUGCUUUGGUUGGUAUGCUAGCACCUUAUGCUCGUUUUGGGCAGCCAUCUGCAUCCAGAGGUUUAUUUGGGCGCAUACAACAUGCUUGUGCUGCUCUUCCUAGCAGUGUUUUUGAAGCUGAGAGGCCAGGAUGCAGUUUCUCAGUGAAACAACGGAUUGCAACAUACUUUUACAAGGGUGUAUUAUAUGGUUCAGUAGGAUUCACUUGUGGUUUUAUUGGGCAAGGCAUUGCAAAUCUGAUAAUGACUGCCAAAAGGAGCAUAAAGAAAUCAGAGGAUGACAUUCCUGUUCCACCUCUUGUGCAAAGUGCUGCUCUUUGGGGUGUUUUCCUUGCGGUAUCUUCCAACACUCGUUAUCAAAUUAUUAAUGGAUUGGAAUGCCUAGUGGAAGCGUCCCCUGUGGCAAAGAAGGUGCCUCCUGUUGCUAUGGCCUUCACAGUAGGUGUGCGGUUUGCCAACAAUAUUUAUGGUGGUAUGCAGUUUGUAGAUUGGGCAAAGUGGAGUGGUGUGCAAUAGCAUCAAUAGAAUUUAUGCCUAGUGCUGUAGCGUCUGCUUGGCGCUGCUCCUAGAAUAGUUAGAUCAAAUGGUGUCCCAAUACCCAAAACCAGCCACAAGAGAGGAUAAGAGGCUGGAUUGGAAGAUUCAUGAAAUGAUUAGAUGGUUGCUCUCUUUUUUUUUUUUUUGGCGUCAAUGGAUUCUCUCUUGAGAAGCCUCCUUUUUCCAUUUGGCUUGUGUGACCUGACGUACUUCAUCUCCUAGAUGGCAUAAAGCAAAUGUGGUAUUCCUCUCAAACUGGGGAAAAUGUGUGGUAUUCCUAUAGAUGGCAUAUAGUUUAUUUUAUUUAAAAGAAUUGGGUCUUUUCUUAGAGUAUCUCUUUUUGGUCUCUGCAACAAAGGUUGAUUCAGUCUCUCUCUUGGAGAAAAUGUGCGGGUAAAUAAAUAAUUUUUUUAUUU
This is a messenger RNA of Rubroshorea leprosula, 1788 nucleotides long. NCBI's taxonomy places the organism in Eukaryota, Viridiplantae, Streptophyta, Magnoliopsida, Malvales, Dipterocarpaceae. The record is from the annotation of a GenBank genome assembly.